AUGUAUGUUAUGUAUUACAGCUAUUCUAAUACCGCUCAAUAUGCACAUUACGUAUUCAACACAUUGGACCAAGAUCGGAGUGGACUGCUCAGUUUUGAGGAAUUUGUUACUGGUUUAUCGGUGCUAUCGAGAGGAACUAUAGAAGAGAAGCUGCAGUGGACAUUCUCUCUGUACGAUAUCAACGGAGAUGGGUAUAUAACGAAGGAAGAAAUGACUGAAAUAGUAACCGCAAUUUAUGAUCUAAUGGGCAAGAUCGUGGAACCAAUGAUAGACGACGAUGCCAUUCGAGAAAAAGUCGAAAGAUUGUUUCAAAAAAUGGACUUAAAUCGUGACGGGGUCCUUACACUUGACGAAUUCUUGGACUGCUGUUUACGCGACGAAGAUAUAAUUCGCUCAAUGGGAGUGUUUGACAGCAACUUCUGA
Molecule: messenger RNA, 423 nt
Organism: Pieris macdunnoughi
Lineage: Eukaryota; Metazoa; Arthropoda; Insecta; Lepidoptera; Pieridae
Source: the annotation of a GenBank genome assembly